Amphiprion ocellaris (clown anemonefish) is the source of this 1588-nucleotide messenger RNA. RefSeq names its product stromal cell-derived factor 2 (gene sdf2). NCBI's taxonomy places the organism in Eukaryota, Metazoa, Chordata, Actinopteri, Pomacentridae. The record is from RefSeq and is a predicted model, not a curated record. The transcript has 3 exons. Bases 55 to 735 code for a protein of 226 amino acids.
AAUACAAAUCUCAGAGAGGCAUCGGCGGCUGCUCGUUCUCCGGUUUUAGAAGGAAUGGCUCACUUAAACUGUGCGGUUCUGCCACGUUUUCUAGCGGCUCUUCUCCUGUUGUUAUCCUGGAUAUUUGGGCUGUCGCUCGGUACGGAGCUGAGCUUUGUGACCUGCGGCUCAGUCAUUAAACUGUUGAAUAUAAAACACAAUGUGAGACUUCACUCUCACGACGUACGCUAUGGCUCCGGUAGCGGACAGCAGUCUGUAACAGGAGUUGCUGCAGUGGAAGACAGUAACAGCUACUGGAGUGUUCGUGGGACAAGUGACGCUUUGUGCCAUCGAGGUACUCCGGUCAAGUGUGGUCAGACAAUUCGCCUCACUCAUGUCAACACAGGCCGCAACCUGCACAGCCACUACUUCGCCUCCCCGCUGUCCUCUAACCAGGAGGUGAGUGCGUUUGGCGAGGAAGGGGAAGGAGACCACCUCGACGAGUGGACAGUUCAGUGUGGAGGAUCUGUAUGGAAGCGUGAGGAAGCUGUCCGCUUUCGUCAUAAGGCCACCGACGCACUACUAUCAGUGACGGGGGAGCAGUAUGGACGGCCGAUUCACGGUCAGACAGAAGUUCACGCCAUGUCAAGCCCCAGCCAGCACAGCCUGUGGAAGGCCAUGGAGGGCAUCUUCAUGAAGCCUAGUGAGAGUCCACCAGGCAGCCGAGACUACAGCCACCCACACACAGAGUUCUGAACUUCACUCUCUUUCUCUGCUUCUGUCUCUUCCCAUUUUCCUCCCUGUCUACCUCUGUCUCUAAUUAUAUCUGUACCAGCAGCCGCCUUCCCUCCCCCGAAGAUAUUUUGUCUGUUGACAUUCAAAUGGAGACACUACUUGAAUCCUUAACAAUCCAGCAGCUACACUCAGAGAGCCAACAGUGUGUGAAAAGGAUUAGAAUUUGCCUUAACAGGUACAAGAAGACAGAGAGGUAUUAAAAAUGCUGUUUUACUGUAUAAAAACUAAUCUUUGGUUGCAGUUUGUGACACUUUAUGUCCAACAAGAGGUGUUUCUCUCAGCUGUUAUUUAUUUUCACACUAAAACUACAAAAGGCGGUGUUUUGCAGAUCAGUACAUUUAAGUCACCAAGUGAGUUUUGUGUUUAGUUGGACUAAAAAGACAUGGUUACACUCGUGCCUUUCUCCUCUUUUAAAAAGUUGUGGGUGUUUACAUAGUGGAGCCUUUUAAACUUUUGGAAACGUGAAUUUGAUUAUGUUUUUAUGGUAUUUGUAAGCCAUCUACUACGCAAACAAAGCAUAAGCAGUGUUACUAUAGAUUUUUUCUUUCCUUUAGGUGAGUUUCAGUGUUUCACAUAAAUUAUCCCGCACUAAUUGACAUGAGAGAAUAAGCAGCUUUGUUUGUGGAGGUGUGUGUGUGUGUUUUUAUGUACAUCAUUGAACUAAAUUCUGUUUAUUGUCCGAUCAUUUCAAAGUGCUGGGAGAAAGUACAGUGUUUUACAUUCAUGCUGUCUGUGCAUAAAAAUGUGUUCGAGGUUCAUAUGAACAAAUCUGCAAUGAAUACCUCAUAUUAAAGAGUUUUUUUAAUGCAUACAA